Messenger RNA from Epinephelus lanceolatus (giant grouper), 3840 nucleotides. It is a transcript of the gene b4galt1l, whose product is annotated as DP-Gal:betaGlcNAc beta 1,4- galactosyltransferase, polypeptide 1, like. The record is from RefSeq and is a predicted model, not a curated record. Gene Ontology annotation, biological process: protein N-linked glycosylation; carbohydrate metabolic process. Gene Ontology annotation, molecular function: beta-N-acetylglucosaminylglycopeptide beta-1,4-galactosyltransferase activity; cytoskeletal protein binding. Lineage: Eukaryota; Metazoa; Chordata; Actinopteri; Perciformes; Serranidae. Gene Ontology annotation, cellular component: Golgi apparatus.
CUCGACACUGUCGGUGUCCUCAGUGGAGUCUCGACUUUCUCGUCCCGUUACUUCUUAACAUCUGAGUCAGAAACCAGCAGCGCUCAUUAGUUUUAGUUAAAACUUAGUUUAUAAGUUAUUUUAUUUUAUCUGGAGACCUUUAAUCUUUUAGCAGCCGGUGUUUUACAGACCCAGGUAACGGAGACACGAAGUUCCUGCGCUGCUAACUCCCGGUAGCAGUUAGCGUUAACAGUUAACGUCACUUUAAAAGUGAAGGCACGGAAAGCUAAUUGAAGCUAACUGCUAUCUGACGGUGACCGAGCUCAGACCGUUAACGUCGCGUUGUUUCGUUAUUCGGCUUUUGUUUUAAAGAAACUUCCGGCUGUAGUUUAACGGAAUCGCGGUGUUUAAAAGUUUGAAAGUUUCCGGUGAAGUUGAGUGAAAAUGGAGCCCGAGAGCUAACAGUCAGUCCGCGGGGAACCAGGACCCGGGGCCGCAGCCUCUCUCUUCCGCCUUCUUCCUCAUAGUUUGACACAUCAUUAAUCUCCCGUCGGCGGAGCCGUGAGUCAGGAUGGCCGCAGACUCCACCGGGAACUUCUCCCUCCUCCACCGGACCUGUAAGCUGGUGGUCCUGCUCUGUUUCCUCCACAUCUCCGUCACUCUCGUCUUCUACGUCCGCUCCCUGGACAUCCGGUUCGCCUUCGUCCAGAACCAGCAGUCCCGUAACGGCACCGCGCAGAUAACCCAGGUCAUAAACCCAGAGCUCAACCACGGACUCGAUCUUAAGGAGGCCCAGACCCAGAAGCAGGUGACCGCGGAGGAGAAAGACGAGGCCAAACCCGACGAGCAUCCACCGGAGGAGAAGAAGCUGGAGAGGUGCCCGGAGACGUCACCUCUGCUCGUGGGUCCGCUGCGGGUGGAGUUCAACACUCCAGUGAACUUGGAGCAGAUAAAAAAAGACAACCCCAACCUGCAGCUGGGCGGACGCUUCAAACCCAAAGACUGUGUGUCACAGCAGAAGGUCGCCAUCAUCAUCCCCUUCCGCAAACGAGACGAACACCUCAAGUACUGGCUGUACUACCUGCACCCCAUCCUGCAGAGGCAGCAGCUCGACUACGGAGUCUACGUCAUCAACCAGGAUGGAGACGAGACCUUUAACCGAGCCAAGCUGCUGAACGUGGGCUACGUGGAGGCUCUGAAGGAGUACGACUACGAGUGCUUUGUCUUCAGCGAUGUGGAUCUGAUUCCCAUGGACGACCGCAACACCUACAAGUGCUUCAGUCAGCCUCGACACCUGUCCGUGUCCAUGGACAAGUUCGGCUUCAGGUUACCAUAUAAUCAGUAUUUUGGAGGCGUGUCCUCGAUGAGUAAAGACCAGUACCUGAAGAUCAACGGCUUCCCCAACAACUACUGGGGCUGGGGCGGAGAGGACGACGACAUCUACAACAGGUUGGCCUCUAAAGGCAUGUCCAUCUCCAGACCCAGCGGCGAGACGGGGAAGUGUCGGAUGAUCCGCCACGAGAGAGACCAAAAGAACGAGCCCAAUCCUCAGAGGUUCAACCGGAUCGCUCACACCAGAGAGACGAUGCACAGAGACGGGAUCAACUCGUUGUCCUACAAAGUGGUGAAGAUAGAGAAGUUUGACCUGUUCACUAAAAUCACAGUGGACGUGGGAAAACCAUGACGACGAGCCACAGAGGUCAGCUGACAGGAAGAGGAGAGCUGGACUGAUGCAGUCGAACCAAAUGGUGCCUUCAGGUUUCAGGAUCAGACAUGCUGGACUCAGAUCAGCUGUUUCUGCUGUUUCUUUGAUUCUUCUUCUUUUUUGCACAAACAGACUGAAGCUUUGUGUUGUUGUUGUUUUUAUUUGUCUCUGCCGGGCCUCCGGGACUCGUCUCUGAUUGGUCACUGAAGGUAGCCAAUCGGCUGCCUCCGUCAGUCUGUCAGAUGCUGCUGCAACACAUCCUGAACGAGCCUUUUAUUUUGAAAAUCAAUCAGGGCUGCUGGGCCACACAGUGCGGGCUUAAUUGGUGGAGGAUUAUGGGUAAUAAACAGGGUGGGUUUAGAUCUGUCCUGAUCCAGGUCCUGGGUCUGAUCUAAUCUGGAUCCUGGAACUGAUUCUGAUCCAGAUCGUUGGUCUGGUUCUUACUUACUUUAACCAGCCUCAUGGUCUUCCUCAGAGGGGGACGACUCAGGUGAGAUCUGAGUCCACCUGCUGAUGAAGACUGUGAGACGAAGGCAGCGAGCGGCCGUUGAGUUCAGGUUCAGUUUUUUAUUUAGAUAAAAAACAAAAUAAUCAGAAUCAUCUGAAACUCGAGGGCCGCUGACUGAACUGAGCUUUAACUAGAUCUAAACACACAACCCUGUGUGUGUGUGUGUGUGUGUGUGUGUGUGUGUGUGUGUGUGUGUGUGUGUGUGUUUUAAAGUCUUUGAUAAUCAGGUGAUUAAUUGAUGUUUAUUUUUGAUACAAUCAGUGGGUUCUGUGAUUCAUUUAAAGGUAAACUCUGCAGGAAGUGACAGUUACUGUUUGUCAAAGGGACAGUUUGGAUUUAUUAAAGUGUGUUUAUAUGAGGUAUUUAUCUGUAGACAGUGUGUCGCCUACAGUAGAUGUCAGUUCGUCAGUUUGGAGAAACAGACAGUGAUUUCCAACAGGAGAAUAAAGCUGUUAUAUCUCUCUCUUCUCAGCCAGACUCCAGUGACUUAACACCAGUGAACACAGGAGCUGCCUCCAUCAGUUAGUGUGUUUGUAACACAGUGACUGUGGAUAAAUGCGUCAUACAGCCCCACUUUAAUAAAUCACAGCCGUCCCUUGCACGUACUCACCAGUCAAAGUGAAAUCUGACCCCAGGUUCACUCUUGUUCCUGUAUUUUUUGCUCUUUAUCCUUCUGUGUCUGCGUUUUUUGUAGCUUCCUCUCGGAUGCGUGCUGCUGACGGUCUGGCACCUGGUUGCCACCUUUUUUACAAAGUCCCGACCUCACCUGAGCGCUGUGACCAGGAACGUCCUGAACACGGCAGAACAAGCAGAGAGUAAUAAACUCCAGUCAGAGAGCAGAGUCUCUGCAGAUAAACUCACCACCACACUGAGAGUGGGUCAUUGUGACGACUCUGUGAGUGUAUAUGUUCAUUUUUAUGAAAAUCCUGCAGAGUUUAUCUCUAAAAUCUGCAUCCUGAUCAGCUUUCAGCCAAAACAAUCAAUACUUUGAUCGAUUGUAUCUCCAAGUGUCCUUAUCAGAGCUGUUGGUCCAAAGACUCUAACAUGAGGUCACCUGACAGCUGCAGGUGUGUGUCCAGAUCAGACUGAGGGACCCGACAGGUGAAACUCGGAAUCAAAUUGUGUGUGUGUGUGUGUGUGUGUGUGUGUGUGUGUGCGUGUGUGUUGAUUGUAUUUGCUACAUAGUGGGGACCGAAACUUUUUUUGAACAGAGCAAGGACAUUUUGGUAAAUGAGGACAUUUUUGCCGCUUUGCUCCUCUUUAGCGGCCUGUUAGAGGGCACAGACUUGAUUUAAGGUUCAGGUUAUAAUCAGGUUUAGGUUAAGGUCGGGGACGGGGACGGGGUUUGGUAUUUAGCUGUGGUGGUUAAGGUCAGGGUUAGGGUAAUGGGCUUAGGAAUGCAAUAUGUGAAGAUCCUCACAAAGAUAGAAGUAUAUGAAUGUGUGUUUGUGUUGUUGACAGGUUUGUUUGUUUAUCUUCAGACCAAAAAUCUUCAUUAUUUUGUUAAUAAAUGAAUGAAUCGCCUUUAAUGUGCCUUAAAUGAAUCCAGUGGAUCUGGUUGGACUGGUUUAACUGGCGGAGGGAACCAGUCUGUGUAAAUGUAAGAGGACGAAAAUGUGAUGUAAAAAAAUAAAAGCUAAGAACUGAA